This is a messenger RNA of Cordyceps fumosorosea ARSEF 2679, 1833 nucleotides long. RefSeq names its product double-strand-break repair protein rad21. Gene Ontology annotation, biological process: synaptonemal complex assembly; mitotic sister chromatid cohesion; replication-born double-strand break repair via sister chromatid exchange. Gene Ontology annotation, cellular component: cohesin complex; synaptonemal complex. The coding region runs from base 1 to 1833 and encodes 610 amino acids. Gene Ontology annotation, molecular function: chromatin binding; protein binding. The record is from RefSeq and is a predicted model, not a curated record. Lineage: Eukaryota; Fungi; Ascomycota; Sordariomycetes; Hypocreales; Cordycipitaceae. The transcript has 2 exons.
AUGUUCUACUCAGAAACCCUUCUGCAGAAGUCCGGGCCUUUGGCCCGGGUCUGGCUCUCUGCCAACCUGGAGCGCAAGCUCUCCAAGAAUCACAUUUUGCAGUCGAACGUCACGGACAGCGUCGAGGCUAUCAUUACGCCAAACCAGGCGCCGAUGGCUCUCCGUCUUUCUGGGCAGCUCUUGCUCGGUGUCGUCAGAAUUUACCAGCGCAAGACGCGUUACCUGCUUGACGACUGCAAUGAGGCCAUGAUGAAGAUCAAAAUGGCAUUUCGUUCUAGUGGAAACAACGACCUUGCAUCCAAUCUCCAAGUCUCCAAUCGCGAGUCCUUGCUGCUGCCGGAUCGCAUCACUCCAUAUGACAACCUCGAUCUCCCUCCGCCCCCAGAUGCCUCAUGGCUCUUGUCGCAAGUCGACGAAAUCACUGCUACUCCUGUCGGUCGCAAGGGCCGGACAAGCAACCGGGACAUCAAUCUCCAAGAAGACUUUGACAACAGUCAAUUCCUAAAAGGUCCGGGCGCUCUCGACGACGACUUAAUGCCCACGAUGGACGAUUUGGAUCUGGAUCUAGACUUUGGUGACCUCGAGGGCGGCGUCAGUAACAUGGAAAUUGGUCGAGACGCGCCGGCUGCCCGGGACGUUGAGGACGACCUCUUGAGCGAAAUUGAGAUUGGAGUCGGCAAAGCUACUGAUGGUCCAUCUACAUUCGACCCGGCCGCUGACAACAUCCAGAUCCUGGACGGCGAUGGCGACCUUACCAUGCCGGAUGGCGAUGAUUUUGGCUUUAACCCCGAGGACAUUUCCAACGUGCGCGAUCUCUCUGCGAUGCCACAGUCUCGUGCAAGAAUCUCAGAGUCGCCCCUGUCAGAUAUCGAUGAGCACUUUGCCAGAGAGGUGGCAGAACAGUACGCGCACAACACGGACAUGUAUGAGCCUGCCGACGAAACGGAAACCACGAUUGUCCGCCGUCCCGCCCAGCGUUCCAGAAGACAAAAGAUUUUGAUGCCUGACGACGAAAUUGCACUCUCCAGCAGUCUCAUUAAGCAGCAGCAAACCAACCGCGAAAACAUCAUCAAGCCUGCCCGAUAUGUUCCCCGAGACCCUGUUAUGCUCGCCCUUAUGGAUAUGCACAAGAAUGGCGGCUUCGUAUCGUCUAUCAUGAUGGACGGUCGGAGCACUGCUUGGGCGCCUGAGCUGCGCGGUAUGCUGACGCUGGACAUGCUACGCGACGACCUCAAGAGGAAGCGUGACAGUGGAAUUGCGGAUGUCGAUAGUGACCGAGGUGCUGCCAAAUCGCCACGUCUCGAAUUUGACGAAGACACCAACAUUGGACUCGGUGACAACUUUGGCGAUCGCAGCGUUGGCCCCGAUGGCACUGUUAUCCAGCUGGAGGAUGACGGCGGCUUUGAUAUGGGUGGCGACGCUGGUUUCCCCGACUUCAACGAUACAACCAUGCCUGUUGUGCAUCCUGAGGACAGCGGCCCUGUAUCCAUCGGCACUAAGCACGCCGUCCACAUUCUACGAGACCUGUUUGGGUCAGAAGCUGCCACUAGUGCUGAGAAGCGAACACAAUCCAUAGUUGUCUUCCAGGACCUCCUGCCGGAGAAGCGCACAACCAAGGCUGAGGCAACAAAGAUGUUCUUUGAGUGUCUCGUCUUGGCCACCAAAGACGCCAUCAAGGUCGAGCAAGGUCCGGAGCUCGGGGAUAACAUCCGCGUGCGCGGCAAGCGCGGCCUUUGGGGCGAGUGGGCGGAGAGAGAGGCCGGCGGAGAGAUUGCGCACAACGACAACGAAUCAGCGCCUCUGGCUGCGCAGCCCGUCGCCGUCAGCGCGUAA